Messenger RNA from Diospyros lotus (date-plum), 1776 nucleotides. RefSeq lists its product as uncharacterized. Gene Ontology annotation, molecular function: nucleic acid binding. Gene Ontology annotation, biological process: DNA integration. NCBI's taxonomy places the organism in Eukaryota, Viridiplantae, Streptophyta, Magnoliopsida, Ericales, Ebenaceae. The record is from RefSeq and is a predicted model, not a curated record. The transcript has 5 exons. Bases 1 to 1776 code for a protein of 591 amino acids.
AUGAAGCUCAACCCUGCUAAGUGUGCAUUUGGGGUGACAGCUGGUAAAUUCUUGGGGUUCAUGGUGCAUUACCGGGGGAUUGAGGCUAACCCCUCGAAGAUAAAAGUCAUUCUCGAGAUGCCUCCUCCUCGUAGUAUCAAGGAGGUGCAGAGACUAACCGGGAGGAUAGCGGCAUUAGGGAGUUCGGUUUUGGUACGGGAUGAGGACAAAGUUCAAAAGUCGGUCUAUUAUGUGAGCAAGAGAUUGUCUGGAGCCGAGAUUCGUUACACUCCAAUAGAAAAGUUGGCCUAUGCCCUAGUCAUCUCCGCUCGAAAGUUGAGGCCUUACUUCGAGGCACACCAUAUUAUCGUCCUAUCAAGUCAGCCAUUGAGGCAUGUGUUGGGAAAGUCGGACUUGUCAGGGAGGAUGCUCAAGUGGGCGGUAGAGCUAAGUGCUUUCGACAUCGACUAUCGACCUCGACUAGCCAUCAAGGCACAGGCUCUUGCUGACUUUAUCGUGGAGGGCACCCUACCAAUGGAAGCAGACGAAGGGGUUUCCCAGACUUGGACUCUCUCUGUGGAUGGCAGCUCCAGUGUCGAAGAUAGUGGUGCUGGAUUACUGCUCCAGAGCCCCGAUGGCCAAGCUUGGCCAUAUGCCCUCCACUUCGAGUUCAAUGCCUCUAACAAUGAGGCUGAGUACGAGACGCUCAUUGCCGGGCUCAAACUAGCGGAACAGAUGGAAGUCACAGGGGAGUUUGAAGCCCGAGAAGACGCCAUGGCCCAAUACUUGGCAAUAGCCAAGGAUCUUAUAGCAUGGUUUCAAGCGGUAAAAAUCAAUUAUGUCCCACGUGCGCAGAAUGCAUUGGAAGAUGCUCUCUUGAGGAUAGCUGCUUCUUCCGUCCCCAGGAAUUCCCGAGCUGUCUACAUGGAGUCAUUACCCCAGAUGAGUAUAGAGACAGAAGUAGAGCAGCUUUGCGUAGAAGGGGGAGUGGAUAUCGUCGGGCCCUUCCCGUUAGCGGAUGGACAGAACAAGUACCUGAUAGCGGCCAUCGACUACUUUACUAAGUGGGUGGAGGCUGAGCCUUUGGCAACUAUUAUAGGCCGGAGGGUAAAGCAAUUCCUCUGGAAAUCCAUCAUCUGCCGGUUCGAUAUUUCAAGGGUGAUAAUAACGGAUAAUGGCACUCAAUUCGAGGACCGAUUGGUGCAAGAAUGGUGCCGCGAGUUGGGGAUUAAGCAACAUUUUACCUCAGUGGCCCAUUCUCAAGCUAAUGGGCAGGUGGAGCUGACGAACAGGACCAUCCUACAAGGACUCAGAGCUCGGGUUGACAAGGCGGACGACCGGUGGGUAGAUGAGCUCCCAAAUAUACUAUGGUCCUACCGAACCAUGCCGCGAAUGGUUACAGGAGAAUGUCCUUUCACAUUGUGCUAUGGCUCGGAGGCUCUUAUCCUUAUCGAGAUUGGGGUGACGAGCUACCGAGUGGAGCAUUUCCAUCCAGAGGUUAAUAAACAAGGGCUAAGGUGCAACUUGGAUCUAAUGGAUGAGUUUCGAGACCUGGCGCAAAUUCGACAAGCCGCGUAUAACCAACGCAUUGCUAGGAUAACUUUGAGCCCGCUCGGGAUAGCUCUGCCUCAAGUUCCUGAAUACGUUGGUCCAAUGAUUGCCGCUCGGAGGACAACUUAUCCAGGUUCUUCCUCUGGCUCUCCAGUAAUUCGUCCCUCUCAUGCAACUGUGUAUCCUACUCCAAGGUCUUUCUGGAAGUUUGGGAAAAACGUCCAGAAAAGUUUGAAACGAGCGUGA